AUGCGCGAAUUCAAAGUGGUCGUGUUGGGCUCGGGUGGGGUCGGAAAGAGUGCUUUAACUGUGCAAUUUGUGUCAGGAUGUUUUAUGGAAAAAUAUGACCCCACAAUAGAAGAUUUCUAUAGGAAAGAAAUAGAAGUGGACAAUUCACCAUGUGUUUUAGAAAUUUUGGAUACUGCCGGCACAGAACAGUUUGCUUCAAUGCGAGACCUGUAUAUAAAGAAUGGUCAAGGAUUUGUCGUAGUGUAUUCACUUACGAAUCACCAAACGUUUCAAGAUAUCAAGCCAAUGAAGGAAUUGAUAACGCGUGUAAAGGGUUCAGAUCGUGUUCCUAUUCUUUUGGUGGGCAACAAAGCAGACCUGGAGCAUCAGCGCGAAGUGUCCCACACGGAAGGCUCGGCACUCGCGCAGAUGUGGGGUUGCCCCUUUGUGGAGGCCUCCGCCAAAAGUCGCACCAAUGUCAACGAGAUGUUCGCUGAAAUCACUGCAAAGGCGAGGCGGAAAUGUGCCUGUCUCAGCUCGUCGGCCGGCCGUCUCCAGUGGGGAGGCCGGCGACGACGCGCCGGCCCCGGCCGCUGGGACUCCGGCGGUCGCGAUGCGCGUCAUAUCACAUUGUUAAUAUCGUUGAAACAUACCAUUGUCCAAUCAAGCAUUGGUGUGGUUGAUCGCAAUGAUUUCUUGUGGCAAUCGCCAAAUGGCACGGGUAAACGACUGGGGCGCGUGCUGUUAAACGGUAACCAGCUGUUGGAGCGUGACGUACGAAGGGCAGCAGGCUCGCCAAAUUUAAUGGACCAAAUUACAGCUGAUCCAAUGUGGGUGCGUCAAACACCUGCCUACCUCUUCUUAGAUUUGUACAAGCACCGCAAGCACAGUAAACACAUAGGCAGACGCGUGUCUGCCUAUGUGUUUACUGUCAAAUCUCAAUUAUGA
Messenger RNA from Arctia plantaginis, 927 nucleotides. Lineage: Eukaryota; Metazoa; Arthropoda; Insecta; Lepidoptera; Erebidae. The record is from the annotation of a GenBank genome assembly.